UAUAGUGGGGGAGUCUAGGACCAGAGGACACAGAUAGAGUGGAUGUGGAGAGGAUGUUUCCUAUAUCGGGAAAGUCUAGGACCAGAGGACACAGAUAGAGUGGAUGUGGAGAGGAUGUUUCCUGUAGUGGGGGAGUCUAGGACCAGAGGACACAGAUAGAGUGGAUGUGGAGAGGAUGUUUCCUAUAGUGGGGGAGUCUAGGACCAGAGGACACAGCUUCUGAAUAGAGGGACAUCCAUUUAAUCACUGAAGGUCAUCACUGGGUUUAUUUAAAGUGGAGUUUGAUAAGUUCUUGAUUUGCUGGGGCAUCAAAGGUUAUGGGGAGAAGACAGGAGAAUGGGGUUGAGAGGGGUAGUAAAUCAGCCAUGAUGUAUUGUGGGGUAGUAUUGAUGGGCUGAGUGGCCUAACUCUUCUCCUGUGGUCUAUUUUCCGUGAGAUUGAAGGAGGGCGCUCUGGUGGUGUUUGGACAUGUGCAGUAUCAACAAUAUCAGGAAGCUGUUUAUUGACCAGGCUGAUCCAGGACAUUCGAUGUUUGUCCUUCGUCAGUGCUGACGCUGUGCCCUGGCAGUGACAUCAACCCUCGUACGUUCACAGGCAUGUCACCAGUCAGAGUGCAAUGUGUUUGCCUCCCUCAGUCAGCGGACUCUGAACAGCUCAAAUACACACAGGCCAGUGCAACCGGGCAAUUAAGAGUGCAGACCAAGCCCUGAGAGUUUGUGAUGGAAGCUUCACUCUGUAUCUGACCCUAGGAAGGUGUGCUUGAGCGAUGUGGAGGGAGCUUCACUCUGUGUCUGACCAUGGGAGUGUGUGAUGAGACGGUGUAGAGGGAACUUAACUUUGUGUUUAACCCUGAGCGGCGUGGACCUGUGUUGAAGGGGCUGGAGGCCUGAGGUGCCCCCCCACCCCACCGUCGGCCUUCAGUGAUCAGCAAUGGUGGAUCACCUGUUCCCGGCCGGAGAGAUCUUCCUACCAGUGAGUCGCAUGGCGAUGGAGAGAGGUGGCUACCAGCUGCUGCCCUCCCCCCUGUCUGAGGAUGAGAGUGACUCCUCCAGCUCUCACUCCUGCUCCAGCCCUGAGCCCAUGCCCUCGGGAUCCUGCUAUGGGAGAGAAGACAGCAUUAUCGAUUACCUCCUCUCCCAGGCCUCCCUUGGGGCUCCUGCCGGAAGGAGAGAGGACCAGGCAUCUGACAAGGAGGGCUGCCCUGGAGGGCCGACAAACUUGUUCCGGCCCACCCUGGAGGAGAUUGAGGAAUUCUUGGAGGAGAACAUGGACCAAGGCUUCAAGGAUGAGGGCAGAGGCAGGGUGAGGGAGCCCCUGGAUGCGAAUGAGGGAGCCAGGAGACUGGAGGAUGAGAUGAAGACUGUGACAGAGGAGCCAAAGCUUGGGGAGGCAGGUGACACAAAGGAGGCUUUGGCAGCAGCCAAGGGGCUCCCGAUCAUUGUCCAUCUGCAGCCAGUGGGGCUGAAACAGGAGGCAGCGGACCGGUCCUGGGGACAGGUGAAGAUGGCUCAGCUCCUGGUCAAUAUUCAGGGCCAGACCUUCACACUGGUGCCACAGCUCACUCCCCCCACUGCCCUGGGCGGUCCCCGGCAGUUUGUCCGCAUCGCGCCCGUGCCCAUCGCAGCCAAGCCGCAGGCUGGGGGUGCUGAGGGCACCCAGAAUGAGGCAGGUAUCCUCCUGGGCUCGAGGGUGCCACGGUGCAGCUCUGCCGAUCUUCUCAAGAUGCACAAGUGCUCGUUCCCGGGCUGCUCCAAGAUGUACACCAAGAGCAGCCAUCUGAAGGCCCACCUGAGGCGGCACACCGGCGAGAAGCCCUUUGCCUGUACUUGGCCCGAGUGUGGAUGGAGGUUCUCAAGGUCCGACGAACUCUCCCGCCACAGACGCUCUCACUCGGGGAUCAAGCCUUAUCAGUGUCCAGUCUGUGAGAAGAAGUUUGCGCGCAGUGACCACCUCUCCAAGCACAUCAAGGUUCACCGCUUCCCCAGAACAGGCCGCACAACCCGGCCGAUGAACUGACCACUGCUGUGCUUGGACCAGACAGGGGCAACAGCUGGCCCCAAGGGCAGUGGGCAACCCAAGGAUCUCUCGUGCAAAACCAGUGGCAGGGCUUGAUCCAAGCUGUGAAUGUUGAUGAUGUACUGUUGGCCUCCUCUGAAGCUGGUCCAGCUUGUGCGGGAUUCAACUCUCUGAUUAGAGCAAUAACAUGACAGUGAACACCAGCCCCCAGCUGUGGAAGUGAUUUCUGAGCCCUGGACUGGCCUCCUCAGCCGAGCCACACACGGACGGGGCACGUCUUUCUGCAAAGCUCUCUCGUCUGCACAGAAUGCCUCAACCUGAACUGAGGCCUUGUUCUACAACCAGCCUGAGGACCUGAGGAUCCGUUGUUGGUUUCUCUGCGUGCAAAUUGGUUUGCGAUGAAAAUGUAGGUGGAUGGGUUAGUAAGUUUGCGGCUGAUACCAAGAUUGGUGGAGUUGCGGAUAGUGUAGAAGACUGGCAAAGAGUACAGUGUGAUAUAGAUCAGUUGCAGAUGUGGGCUGAAAAAUGGCUGUUGGAGUUUCACCCAGAUAAAUGUGAGGUGCUUCACCUUGAGAGAGGACAGUGUAAAGGGGUAGUGCACUGUUGAGGGUAAGAUCCUUAACAGUGUUGAUGAGUAGAGGGAUCGUGGGGUCGAAGUUCACAGGUUGAUAGGGCGGCCCAGAAGGACAAUCAGCCCACCACAACGUGGACUGUGCUGUACUGAUCGAUGUUCUAAGUUGGUUUACUAUUGUCACAUGUACCAAGGUCUUGUCCUGAACCCAUUUGUUAGACAAUGCAUUGAGGCAGACAAGGGUAAACACAACAGAAUGCAGAAUGAAGUGUUGCAGUCACAGAGAGAGCAGUGCAAGGAUCAUAAUCUGGGUUAAAGACUUUCCAACACUUUUUUCAGAAACACACAGCGAUGAAAUCUACUGAUUGGGAUACUUUGCUGCAUUCCUAAGGGUUAAAUUGCGGAGUGUGAUAUGUUGCCCAGGAUAGUCAGCAUCAUCGCGGACUGUAUGACAAAACAGUGCUGACUGGGGAAACGGUUUGGUUGGUGCUAUGGUCAUGGGGGAAUGAUUUCAAGCUCCUCACAAAGCAGGGUUUCCUCUGCCUGUGUGGUGUAAUGUGGAAAGUGUGAAAUCCUGCAUUACAACACGAGAAAUGGAGGGUGUAUUUAAAUAGUGAGGGGCUGGCUGACUCACAAUAGACUCUGUAUAGGUCCAGCAAAUGUUCCUGUUAGCUGAAAAGGAAGUUGAAAACAAUAAGAGGCAGAUUAUUUUUCAGUUACAUCAGGAAUCAAGAGCUGAACCUCUGGGCUCUACUGAUGUCCCAGUGUGAAAAAGAACGGUAAUAUGUUGUGAGCAGUCAGAGGUUGAACUGGCCGACAAUGGUUGGAUUAUCUUGUGAGAAGCAAGCCCUGCUGUAGUUUGGUGGAUUGGUCUGUAUUUGCAUUGGGAGGGGACCUAAUUGAGCCAUGCACAUUUCUGAGUGGUUUUAAUGGGAGUGGUGAAGGUGGAGAGGACGUUUCCUCUUGUGGCAAACUCUCGAAUUGGGACCACCGUUUGAAAAUAAGUGGCGACCCAUUUAAGGCAGGAAUGACAGGAGAGUUUUCCUGUCAGAGUGGGGCAGGUCUGUUCCGUAAACCGUGGCGAAUCAGAGGCUUUGAAGUAGAUGGAUUCUCGAUAGGUUAAUGCAGUUGGAUUCAUGUUACAGAGCUGAGGUUGUUAUCAGAUCUCUCCUGAUCAUAUUGAAUACGUGAGAAGACACAAAGGGGCUGAGUAGUCUUUACUGCCCUUGUGUGUAUUGUCUCCAGGCUGGUGGAAGUGCUGAGUGUCUGCCGUGUCCUGUUCUAACGUGGUGAGGGAUUGGCCAUGAGAUUACCUUGUAUUUUCCAGUGAAUCCUGGGAAUCGUACCCCUCUCACUGCUAUUCCCUGUUAAAGCUUUGGAGGACUUCCGAUGUCAUCCCUCUCUCACCACAGAACGGUGAAAACUAACAGCUCUUGGAUAAGCCGAGCGAGGCUACACCUGGAGUGGCUCCACUAAGGGAAAGGUGUGGAGGUUUGGGAGAACAGGUUCACCAUGGUGCUCUCUGGAUUAACAGGCAGGACGUCACGAGAGGCUGGACAAACUUGAGCUGCUCUCUCUGGAGCAUCGGAGGCUGAGGGCAGAUCUGAGAGAGGUUUCUAUGGUUAUGGGAGGCAUCGACAGACAGUAGCUUCUUCACAGGGUUGAAAUGUCUAACACCAGAGGGCAGCCAUUUAAGGUGGGGGGGGGGGUCAUUUUAAAGGAGAUAUGGGGGGCAAGUGAGAGUGGUGGGUGCCUGGAAAGCCCUGCCUGGAGUGGUGGUAGAGGCAGAUACAUUAGGGACUUCUAAGAGACGUUUGGAAAUGCACGUGGAUGAGAGGGAAAAAGAAGGGUAUGGAUAUUGUCAAGGCAGAGGAGAUUCAC
This is a messenger RNA of Hypanus sabinus (Atlantic stingray), 4468 nucleotides long. It is a transcript of the gene klf15, whose product is annotated as Kruppel like factor 15. Gene Ontology annotation, molecular function: RNA polymerase II cis-regulatory region sequence-specific DNA binding; DNA-binding transcription factor activity, RNA polymerase II-specific. The transcript has 3 exons. Lineage: Eukaryota; Metazoa; Chordata; Chondrichthyes; Myliobatiformes; Dasyatidae. Bases 931 to 2016 code for a protein of 361 amino acids. Gene Ontology annotation, biological process: regulation of transcription by RNA polymerase II. The record is from RefSeq and is a predicted model, not a curated record.